Astyanax mexicanus (Mexican tetra) is the source of this 3792-nucleotide messenger RNA. Its product is annotated as tripartite motif-containing protein 16. The transcript is spliced from 6 exons. NCBI's taxonomy places the organism in Eukaryota, Metazoa, Chordata, Actinopteri, Characiformes, Acestrorhamphidae. The record is from RefSeq and is a predicted model, not a curated record. Gene Ontology annotation, molecular function: protein binding; zinc ion binding.
CUGUUUCUCCUAAAAGGCGGAACUUUAUCCUUGAACCGGCUCCAUGAUUGGCGUUAAGAAAUUAACACAGCAAUCAGUGCCCUGGCUCCCAAUUAUUACUGUUUUUCAUUUAUUUAAUAUAACUCUGGAAAUUGACGGGAAAAUACGAGAAGACGGUGAGAAAGAGGGGUAAAAUACAGUAGUUUCCAGGCAAAAACGGGUAUUACUUUCACACAUACACUUACAAAAAAAUUAUUGAUAAAAGGGCACUUUGGGCAAUAAGAGCCAAAGGGCAGGUGCUCUAAGCUCUCCCUCCUGUGUACAUGCCUGCUCGCUCGCUCUCUCGCUCUCUCUCUCUCUCUCUCUCUCUCUCUCUCUCUCUCUCUCUCUCACACACACACACACACACACACUCUUUCUCUCUCUCUCUCUCUCUCUCUCUCUCUCUCUCUGAAAUAAGGAAUCAUAAAGCCACUCCUUUUCCUCAGUUCAGAGAAAAUGAAACUGAUCUCGGGAGUGCUGCUUUCUCUCUCUCUCAGCCUGUGAGAUAAGGAAAAUGGCAGAGGCCAGUAUUUUAGAUCAGGAUCAGUUCAGCUGCCCAGUCUGUCUGGAUCUGCUGAAGGAUCCAGUAGCUCUUCCCUGUGGACACAGUUUCUGUAUGGUGUGUAUUAAUGGCUGCUGGGAUCUGGAGGAUCAGAGGGGGAUCUACAGCUGCCCCCAGUGCAGAGAGACGUUCACUCCGAGGCCUGUUCUACGCAGAAACAACAUGCUGGCUGAAGUGAUAAAGAAACUGAAGAAGACAGAACUCCAAGCUGCUUCUCCUGCUCACUGUUACGCUGGAGCUGGAGAUGUGGAGUGUGAUUUCUGCACUGGGAGAAAACUCAAAGCCGUCAAGUCCUGUUUGAUGUGUUUGGCCUCGUUUUGUGAAGCUCAUCUUAAACCACACUAUGAGGUUCCUUCCUGGAAAACGCACAAGCUGGUCAAAGCCUCCACACGACUUCAAGAGAAGAUCUGCUCUCAGCAUGAGAAACUGAUAGAGAUCUACUGUCGCAGUGACCAGCAGUUAAUCUGUUAUUUGUGUACCAUGCAUGAACACAAGGGUCACGAUACAGUAGCAGCGGUAGCAGAAAGAACUGAGAGACAGGGUCAGCUAAAAGAGAUACAAUCAAAAUAUCAGCAGAUGAUCUAGGAGAACGAGGAAAAGCUGCAGGCACUGAAACAGACAGUGGACACUCUUAAGCGUUCUGCACAGACAGCAGUGGAGGAUAGUGAGAGGAUCUUUACUGAGCUGAUCCGCUCCAUUGAGAAAAGGAGCUCUGAGGUAACAAAGCUGAUCAGAGAUCAGGAGAAGACUGAACUGAGUGCAGCUGAAGCAAUCCUGGAGCAGCUGGAGCAGGAGAUCACUGAUCUAAAGAGUAGAAACUCUGAGCUGGAGCAGCUUUCACACACAGAUGAUCACGUCCACUUCCUCCAGAGUUUCCAGAAUCUCUGUGUCUCGUCUGGAUCCAAGCAGAUACACAACAUUUAUGUCCAUCAACAUCUCUCAUUUGAUGAGUUGAUCAGAUCUGUAUCUGAGCUGAAACAGCAGGUAGAGGACUUCUGUAAAGAAAAGUUCUACACAAUGUCUCCACACGCUGCAGCAGUUCAGAUUUUUUCAUCAGAACCUAAAACGCGAGAAGACUUUCUGAAAUAUUUCUGUCGACUGACUCUGGAUCCAAACACGGCAUGUCAGUACCUUAUUCUGUCUGAAAAGAACAGAGUGGUGAAAAGCAGUCAGAGAGCUCAGCAGUAUCCUGCUCAUCCAGAGAGAUUUGACUACUACUUGCAGGUUCUGUGUAAGGAGAGUGUGAAUGCACGAUGUUACUGGGAGGUUGAGUGGAGCUGUAGUCAAUCUUUGUACAUAUCAGUGUCAUAUAAAGGGGUUGGCAGGAAAGGGAGUGGUAAUGAGUGCAGGUUUGAUGCUAACAAUCAGUCCUGGAGUCUGCAGACUUCUCCUCUCUCUUUCUGGCACAACAACAUUAAGACUAAUAUCUCAGCUCCACCACCCUCCAAAAUAGGAGUGUAUGUGGAUCACAGUGCAGGGAUACUGUCCUUUUAUAGCGUCUCAAUACAAUGACCCUCCUACACACACUCCACACCACAUUCACUCAGCCCCUUUUCGCUGGAUUCUGGCUUUCUUAUGAUUUAACGGUGACAUUAUGUGAACCAAAAUGAACAGCUUUGAUAUGUUCAGACGUUAAAGGUCUCAUUCCAUCAUUUUUCAUUCAUUUUAAAAUGUCUAGUUGUGGUCUCUAGUAUGAAUGAAUGUCAAGUGAGCCAUUUUUUCUUUCUAUUUAGCCCUGCCUUAGAUCACUGAAUUAGAGGUCUCUGAAGAAAGACAGAUUUUGACUCUUGCUCAUGAAUAUUCAUACAUAAAAAUAUAUCGCCUCUGAUUGGCUAACAGCACUGCAGCAGAGAACGCCUACUUGCCUUCCCCCACAGUCAGAUUUACAGCUCUAAAACUCAAAUGAAAAAAUGUUUUCAGAGAUACAGCCUUAGUCAUAAAGAAAAAGCACUGAGUGCUAAGUAAAGUUAACCCUUUAAAAUGUACUUAUUGUCAGACUCGAGCGGACCCUUAAACUCUUACCGUAGACUUUCAGAGAUUCGAUGCUUGGGCAGUUUCACCACAUCGAAGCCCCAUAUCGAGUCCGCUCUAUAUCAUUAAAUCUGAGUGCUAGUGUUAACCUAGAGUUGCUUACACAAGAUAGCUAAUGCUAACUAUCUCUGUAAACAGAGCUGUUAGCUCUUCCUUAGCUAUAGCUCCUAAUGCUCUAGCCCGGGUUCAGUGCCGCUUGUGGGCGGUCCUGAGCCGAGGUGGAAGAGGCCAUGAAGUCACUGGUUGACAUUAGACACCCUAACUUCUCUCUGAUCAACUUGUAUUUCUGAGGAUUUUCUCUUCAACUAGCUACUGCAGACAGUGGAGGCUGAAGAACAGUUUCAUAUGCAGCAUGCAUACACAACUCAGAGACCUAUAGUAUUUUAGCAAGAACAAGAAAAAAAGGAUUUUUUGCGGAAUGAGACCUUUAAAACCGUAUCACCCUAUUGGUGAUAUUUUGUGAUAACCAGGGAAAAUUCACUCUUGGAGAUGGGAAGGGGGAGUAAAACUAGUAGAAAGAACAGUUUAAUGUGUACACAAAAUCACACUAAACUAAAACAUAUAUGAGGCUUAAAAAUGUUGCACCUCUGGAUUUAAUGCUUGAUUAACUGAUACAAUAUCUGUAUAUAAACGAUUAUGUUUUAAUACCCUUUUAAUACCCAUUAUGACAUCACUGGUAUAAAAUAGGGCAGCAACUAAUGAUUAUUUUAGUAGUAAACUAAUCUGAUGAACAAAUAUUUUUGCGAUGUCCUCCAUCUCUGCUUGUUGUGGGUACAGCUCCUGUUUCUAGCUUUCUCUAUCGCUUUUUUGAAAUUUUUUUUGUGUUCUGUUGUGAUUGGGCACUUUUGGAGAUGUUGGCGGUAGGAGGUGAGUGUAAACUGUUCGACGAGGCUGUUACCCUUUUUCCAUUUUGUCUCUAUCCACAGUAAUUUGUGUAGUGCUAGUAAUUGAUGAUUACUCUACAAUGAACAAUUGGAGUCAACUAAUUUUUGUAGAUUAUAUCGACUAGAAUAAGUGUUAAUUCAACCAAGGGUUAAGCAGUCACACAUUUGUUUUUCUCUGACUAUAGAGUUUAUGUUUGUUUAUUCAUUUUUGUUCCUCACCAAGUAUGUAUGCUUGUAAACUCGUUUAAUACUUUAUUGUUGAAAUUUAAAUAAACGGUGAUGGAUAAAAGCAUG